This is a messenger RNA of Trichechus manatus latirostris (Florida manatee), 2085 nucleotides long. It is a transcript of the gene CNGA3, whose product is annotated as cyclic nucleotide gated channel subunit alpha 3. The record is from RefSeq and is a predicted model, not a curated record. Gene Ontology annotation, biological process: monoatomic cation transmembrane transport. Gene Ontology annotation, molecular function: intracellularly cAMP-activated cation channel activity; cGMP binding; protein-containing complex binding. Lineage: Eukaryota; Metazoa; Chordata; Mammalia; Sirenia; Trichechidae. The transcript has 8 exons. Gene Ontology annotation, cellular component: intracellular cyclic nucleotide activated cation channel complex; plasma membrane.
AUGGCCAAGAUCAACACCCAAUACUCCCACCCCUCCCAAGACCAGCUGGCGGUAAGGAUCAUGGACAGAGAUCUCGAUCACGUUGAAAAUGGCAUCAGCCGUACCCUCUCGCUGGGUGAGGAGACAUUGUCAGAACUGCAGCAAGGGAUUGUCAUGGAGACCAGGCGACUGGCUAAAUCCCAGAGAAGUUCUUUCAGCAGCCAGAGGUCUGCCAGGGUGUCGCGACUCAUCGUCUCGCUGCGAGCUUGGGCGGCCAGGCAUUUACACCACGAGGACCAGCGACCUGACUCUUUCCUGGACCAUUUCCAGGGGGCUGAGCUCAAGGAGGUGUCCAGCCGAGAUAGCACCGCCCAGUCCAACCUGGGCAGCCAGGAGCCACCAAGCAGAGAGAAAAGCGUCUGGCCGCUGGCCAGAAGCAAUGCCAACACCUCCAACAACUCAGGGAAGGAGUAAAAAACUCGGAAAAAGGAGGCCGUGGUCGUGGACCCCUCCAGCAACCUGUACUACCACUGGCUGACCAUCAUUGCCUUGCCCGUCUUCUACAACUGGGGUAUGCUGGUGUGCAGGGCCUGUUUUGAUGAGCUUCAGUCCGAGCAUCUGAUGAUGUGGCUGGUCCUGGACUACUCGGCAGAUGUCCUCUAUGGCCUGGAUGUUCUGGUUCGAGCCCGCACAGGCUUCCUCGAGCAAGGCCUAAUGGUCAAGGAUGCUGAGAGGCUAUGGAAGCAUUACACGAAGACCAUUCACUUCAAGCUGGACGUGUUGUCUCUGGUCCCCACGGACCUGGCUUAUUUAAGGCUGGGCAUGAACUACCCAGAACUGAGGUUCAACCGCCUACUGAAGUUUGCCCGACUCUUUGAAUUCUUUGACCGCACGGAGACAAGGACCAACUACCCCAAUGUGUUCAGGAUCGGGAACCUGGUCUUGUACAUCCUCAUCAUCAUCCAUUGGAAUGCCUGCAUCUACUUUGCCAUUUCCAAGUUCAUUGGUUUCGGGACAGACUCCUGGGUCUACCCAAACAUCUCGAACCCAGAGUACGGGCGGCUCUCCAGGAAGUACAUUUACAGCCUUUACUGGUCCACCUUGACCCUGACCACCAUCGGUGAGACCCCAGCCCCCGUCAAAGAUGAGGAGUAUCUCUUUGUGGUCAUAGAUUUCCUGGUGGGCGUCCUGAUUUUUGCCACCAUUGUGGGCAACGUGGGCUCCAUGAUCUCUAACAUGAAUGCUUCGCGGGCAGAGUUCCAGGCCAAGAUUGACUCCAUCAAGCAGUACAUGCAGUUCCGCAAGGUGACCAAGGACUUGGAGAUGCGGGUUAUCCGCUGGUUCGACUACCUGUGGGCCAACAGGAAGACAGUGGAUGAGAAGGAGGUGCUCAAGAACCUCCCAGACAAGCUGAAGGCUGAGAUCGCCAUCAACGUGCACCUGGACACUCUGAAGAAAGUGCGCAUCUUCCAGGACUGCGAGGCGGGGCUGCUGGUGGAGCUGGUGCUGAAGCUGCGGCCCGCUGUGUUCAGCCCUGGGGAUUACAUCUGCAAGAAGGGGGACAUCGGGAGAGAGAUGUACAUCAUCAAGGAGGGCAAGCUGGCAGUGGUGGCUGACGAUGGGGUCACCCAGUUCGUGGUCCUAAGUGAUGGGAGUUACUUUGGGGAGAUCAGCAUCUUAAACAUCAAGGGAAGCAAGUCGGGGAACCGCAGGACAGCCAACAUCAGGAGCAUCGGUUACUCGGACCUCUUCUGCCUCUCCAAGGAUGACCUGAUGGAGGCCCUGACCGAAUACCCUGAAGCCAAGAAGGCCCUGGAGGAGAAGGGACGGCAGAUCCUGAUGAAGGACAACCUGAUCGAUGAGGACCUGGCCAAGGCCGGGUCGGACCCCAAGGACAUCGAGGAGAAGGUGGAGUACCUGGAGUCCUCCCUGGACACCCUGCAGACCAGGUUUGCACGGCUCCUGGCCGAGUACAAUGCCACUCAGAUGAAGGUGAAGCAGCGUCUCAGCCAGCUGGAGAGCCAGGUGAAGACCUGUGGGAGAAGCUUCCAGUCUGAUGGGGAGGCUCCUGGGGAUGCUACAAAAACAGAGGACAAACAACAGUGA